This is a messenger RNA of Thlaspi arvense, 783 nucleotides long. NCBI's taxonomy places the organism in Eukaryota, Viridiplantae, Streptophyta, Magnoliopsida, Brassicales, Brassicaceae. The record is from the annotation of a GenBank genome assembly.
AUGGCACUGAUGGAGAAAGCAAAAGAAGCGAAGAAGUAUUGCUCAACAAACCGCAGCUCUUCUAGUGUGUAUGAAGUGGUUGAGUUUGGUUGUGGGUAUACAGUCAAUUUGUCCACACACCAGUGUGCGUGUAGAAAGUGGGAUCUUACAUGGAUACCAUGCAAACAUGAUGUAUGUGUCUUAGAUGAUAAUCGAGAGCACCCGAUGCUAGAUGUGGCUGAGUAUUACUACACUCAUGUCUUGAAGAAAAAAUAUAAAGAUAACAUCAAACCUGUCAACGGUGAGAAGCUAUGGAUUAAUACUAACAAGCCUCCAAUAGAAAAGCAACAAGACAUGGCAGGAUACCACAUUGUAGCCGAUGUGGUCAAGCUGGACAUUUUAACAGAGGAUGUAACAAUGAACCAGUUGUUGUUGAGGGACCAAAGAACAGGCGUGGUCAACCUCGUCAGCAUCCAGCUGAGCCUCCACCAAAGCCAAGGAAAAAACGCUCAGCUGAAACAAACUCCCAACCCGCUCCUGCAACAAGCUCCCAAGCUGAGCAAACAGGCGAAUCAAGUUCACAGCCUCAAGUUAUUUCAAGUGCUCCUCAGCCAUCAUCUAGUCAACCACCAAAGCCACAUGCAAAAAAAGGCUCCACGAGGAAAGCCAUUGAAGAUCAGAAAAACAGGUAACAUCCCACAUGGUGUUGGAACGCUUUGGAGUCCAUUCACGGACAGACCUUUCGAGGUGUUUGGAAACUAUUUUUAUGAUAGGUCUACUUCAAACUCACAACCUCCAGAAUAG